Helianthus annuus (common sunflower) is the source of this 455-nucleotide messenger RNA. RefSeq names its product histone H4. Gene Ontology annotation, cellular component: nucleosome. The transcript has a single exon. The record is from RefSeq and is a predicted model, not a curated record. NCBI's taxonomy places the organism in Eukaryota, Viridiplantae, Streptophyta, Magnoliopsida, Asterales, Asteraceae. The coding region runs from base 37 to 348 and encodes 103 amino acids. Gene Ontology annotation, biological process: nucleosome assembly. Gene Ontology annotation, molecular function: DNA binding; protein heterodimerization activity; structural constituent of chromatin.
UUCCGCAAAUCAAAACACCACAAAAAUUCAAACACAAUGUCUGGAAGAGGAAAAGGAGGAAAGGGGCUGGGCAAGGGCGGAGCAAAGCGUCACCGGAAAGUUCUCCGUGAUAACAUCCAGGGUAUUACGAAGCCGGCGAUUCGGCGUCUGGCUCGCCGUGGCGGCGUUAAGCGAAUCAGCGGGCUUAUCUACGAGGAGACACGUGGCGUCUUGAAGAUAUUUUUGGAAAAUGUUAUUCGUGAUGCGGUAACCUACACAGAGCAUGCUCGCCGGAAAACGGUUACUGCUAUGGAUGUCGUUUAUGCGUUGAAGCGACAGGGCCGUACUCUCUACGGUUUUGGUGGUUAGGGUUUGUUGGUUUUUCACAGAUCUGUUAGUUUGAAUUUGUUUAUACAUCUGUGUAAUUGAAGCUUUUAAUGCAAUGCGAUUAUGGUUUAGGUUUUGUUUGUUUUUAA